GGCUCGGCCUGUAUCGCCUUCCUGGUCGAACUUGAGGGCCGACCAGCCCAAGAAGCAUAUGGUAAUAUCCUACUGUGCACCGCCCAGUCGGUCACGUCUCGGGUCCCAUCCAGGUUUCCACCUGAUAAUGCGGAUACUUCCCAGUCUUCUGCUCCGGAAAACACCCCACCCCUACUUGAGGCUCACUCUCUGUUCAUCAAUUUUCUCGAUCGAGAUCUAAAUCCGAACUCAGCGAGAACGAAAAUGGAGACAAAACCAGUGGAAAUUGGCAGCUCAAAGAUGUUCGGAGGAUACAACAAGAGAUUCAAACAUUUCAGUCCCACUCUUGGCUGCUCUAUGACUUUCCACAUCUACUUCCCUCCUUCUCCUUCUUCUUCUCACAAAUUUCCUGUUCUGUACUGGCUUUCUGGCCUUACUUGCACAGACGAGAACUUUAUUAUCAAGUCAGGAGCUCAACGUACCGCUUCUGCUGAAGGGGUUGCUUUAGUUGCUCCAGAUACAUCUCCAAGGGGCCUCAAUGUGGAAGGAGAGGCAGACAGCUGGGAUUUUGGUGUAGGUGCUGGAUUUUAUCUCAAUGCUACCCAGGAGAAGUGGAAGAAUUGGCGUAUGUAUGACUAUGUUGUCAAGGAGUUGCCAACAGUUCUGAGUGAAAAUUUUCCACAGCUUGAUACAUCAAAGGCAUCAAUAUCCGGUCACUCUAUGGGUGGCCAUGGUGCUCUUACAAUAUAUCUGAAAAACCUUGAUAAAUAUAAGUCAGUUUCUGCCUUUGCACCAAUCUGCAAUCCUAUAAACUGUCCCUGGGGCCAGAAGGCUUUCACUAAUUAUCUAGGUGACAACAAAGGUGACUGGGAGGAAUAUGAUGCUGCUUCUCUGAUUUCCAAGUUCAAUGAUUUAGCUGCGACCAUUUUAAUUGAUCAGGGGGAGAAUGACACAUUCUUACACAAUCAGUUGCUGCCCCAGAAAUUUGAGGAAGCAUGCAGGAAGGUUAAUGUUCCACUUUUAAUGCGAUUGCAGCCUGGUUAUGACCAUUCC
Carica papaya (papaya) is the source of this 1032-nucleotide messenger RNA. RefSeq names its product S-formylglutathione hydrolase (gene SFGH). The record is from RefSeq and is a predicted model, not a curated record. Lineage: Eukaryota; Viridiplantae; Streptophyta; Magnoliopsida; Brassicales; Caricaceae. Gene Ontology annotation, biological process: formaldehyde catabolic process. Gene Ontology annotation, molecular function: S-formylglutathione hydrolase activity. Gene Ontology annotation, cellular component: cytosol.